This is a messenger RNA of Rhinichthys klamathensis goyatoka, 1011 nucleotides long. RefSeq names its product synaptophysin-like 1 (gene sypl1). NCBI's taxonomy places the organism in Eukaryota, Metazoa, Chordata, Actinopteri, Cypriniformes, Leuciscidae. The transcript is spliced from 5 exons. The record is from RefSeq and is a predicted model, not a curated record. The coding region runs from base 168 to 887 and encodes 239 amino acids. Gene Ontology annotation, cellular component: synaptic vesicle membrane; synaptic vesicle.
UCUUAAUUCAUCUGGAUUUACUCUCGUUUCCUCGCGGAGGAGGAGCAGCAUCAUUUACCACAGAACCACGUCACUCUGUCAAACUUUUUUCAUAUGAAAACUUGAGCCAGAAAAGAUUCAAGCUCCUUCCUUUUCUUCCUGGAGGAUUUCUGGGUCGCUGGGAAAAGAUGCAGACUGGAUUCCGAUUAAAUUUGAGCCCUGUUAGAGAGCCUCUGGGUUUUGUUAAAGUCGUGGAGUGGCUCACGGCUGUCGUUGCGUUCGGGACCUGUGGAGGAUACACCGGCAGAACCCAGCUCUCCAUCUUCUGUGCCGGAGGAGACAACGAGACACUCACGGCCACUCUCACAUACCCGUUCAGGCUGAACCAGGAGCGGCUGCUGGAGAACAACGCCACUCUGUGCAACCGCACCGUUGCUGAAACGCAUCUGGUGGGAGACUCCUCGUCCGCGGUGGAGUUCUUCGUGGCCGUGGCCGUCCUGGCGUUCCUCUACUCUAUGGUGGCUCUGCUGGUGUAUCUGGGAUACAUGCAUGUGUACCGAGACUCAGACUUCGGCCCUAUGUUUGAUUUUGUGUUAACUUCGGCCUUUGCGUUCCUGUGGCUGGUGUGCUCGUCGGCGUGGGCUCGAGGCUUGCAGACGGUGAAGGACGCCACCGGGACGGCUGGCAUGGACUCGACUCUGGCGCUCUGCAGGGACGCAGGUGUCAGAUGUGAAGUCACUGAGUUUGCCAGCAUGCGCUUGCUCAAUAUAUCUGUGGUGUUUGGUUACUUGAAUCUUCUCAUAUGGGUUGGGAACGCCUGGUUUGUGUAUAAGGAGACGCGCUGGCACUCUCAGAAGGUCAACGCUCAGCCAGCUGCGGGACGGGGUCCGGCUACAGCGCACAUCUAAACACACACACAACAUAAUGACACUUACUUUAGCCUUACGGUUACAUUUUAUUUGGUAACACUUUAUUUUACAGUGUCCUUGUUACUUAUGUUACAUGCACUUACCGUAGUAAUAACAGUAAAUU